Molecule: messenger RNA, 16743 nt
Organism: Diabrotica virgifera virgifera (western corn rootworm)
Lineage: Eukaryota; Metazoa; Arthropoda; Insecta; Coleoptera; Chrysomelidae
Gene: 5PtaseI
Product: inositol polyphosphate-5-phosphatase A
Exons: 8
Coding region: 567-1880 (437 amino acids)
Biological process (GO): phosphatidylinositol dephosphorylation
Molecular function (GO): inositol-polyphosphate 5-phosphatase activity
Source: RefSeq, a predicted model, not a curated record
UAAAAUUGAAUAAUGUUUAGUCUGUCUUUUUGUUUUGUUUAAAAAGUCGUUUUCGAGAUCGGCGGAAGAAUAUAUUAUUGUAAAUUUGAGACGUUGAAUGAAACAAAAACAGAAAUACGUCAUUGAUGAAGUAGUUUCACACCUAUAUCGAAAAUAUAGUUGUAUUUUAAUUAAAUUCGAAUUAAUUGGCGGAAAUAAUGAACCAUUGACGUAAAUAAUGGUCAGUGAUGUAAUUAAAGUCCCGAGUUUCCAUUAAUUUCUAUUAAUAGUGAUUUUUACGAUGUGAUUAAAACUCGAAGAAGAAAGGGCAUUUGGAAAAGCUCAAAAGAAAUCAAUAAUUCGUCUCAAAUGCGUGCGCAAUUCAGUUUUUAAUAGAAAAAUUACCUACAACCCCAAGUCAACAAUUUUUAUUUUUAUUUAAAAUAACCUAAAACAAUGUGUACGUUUUUAAUGAAGAAAACAACUUCGGUACUGCAACGUUUAUUAUAAAUUAAUCGCUAUUUUUGAGUGUACGAGUUUUAUCGUUAAACUAGUCUUUUUAAUUGCAACACACUUUAGUAAGAAUUAUGGGUUCAACAACUAUACCUGUUUUACUAGUCACUGCGAAUGUUGGAUCUAUCUUUGAAGAUCCAAAUGAAAUGCUUAAAAUAUGGACUGAAGAAUUUUUAUCAACUGUAUCUAAGUUAGAUCCCAAAUUCAUAGGUUUACAUUGCCAGGAGGUAGGAGGAAAGAACUAUGAACUUAGUAUGAAACAAGUUGAACAUUUCGUGAAAUUGUUGAUGUCCAGUAAUGAAUUACGCUUAUUUGAUAAGAUUAGGGUAUUUUUAGAUGAAGAUUACAGCUCAGCAGAAAAUUUUACGGCACUCGGGAAUUUAUACUUCGUGCAUCAAUCUUUGGAAAAUAUUUUAAUAUGGGAUUUCAAAGAUUGUGUGUUUGUGCCUGUACAAGGGAAAGAAAUACAUUCAGGCAAUAUCGAGACUGUAGUUACUAAAGAAAAGGCCAAGUUUCCACAAGAUUUCUUUCCAGAGUGUAAAUGGUCACGCAAAGGAUUCAUGCGGACGAGAUGGUCGCUUAACAACACUGUCGUGGAUAUGGUGAAUAUCCACUUAUUUCACGACGCCUCGAAUUUUAUAGCGAUGGAAUCGUCCCCGUCUGUUUAUUGUAAAAACAGACGUAGGGCUUUAGAGCAUACACUAGAAAGGUUUCAUAAUGACCAGUACGACAAUGCUCCAUACUUUUUAUUCGGCGACUUUAAUUUUAGGACUGAUACAGACGGCGUUGUUAAAAAACUGACUGAUGGGCUAAAAACUACGAGAGUCCAAAACAACAAAAAUAAUGAAUUUACAAAAUUGCAGUUUACUACCGAAGAUAGUAAGUUGAUAUUGACCGUUGGAAAAAAGGAAUUUAACCAUUCGGAUCACCAAACUGUGUUCCAAAACCCUACUUCAGAAUGGCUGAAAUCGUUCGACAAGGAACUUGAAGCUUUCGAAGAUGCCUUGACUGAAUACCCCGUAACAUUUCCUCCCUCGUAUCCAUUCGAAGAGAAAAUUUCACAAGCUACGGCGUACAUGCAGACCCGAUGUCCGGCUUGGUGUGACAGAGUACUCCUCAGCAAGAAGGCGAAACAGCUUGUCGCCGAAGAAUCUGAUAUCAAAUAUGGCCUAAUGGGAGUGGAAACAUGCAUGGGGGAUCAUAAGCCAGUAUAUCUCAGGAUAGAUCUAAAGAAAAAAGCAGGACUGAAAGAAACGGAAAAUGACGGUGGAAAAUUGACGGAUGUUAAGAAGGUGGAAGAUAUUAUGGAUCCCGCCACGGUAACCCGGUAUAUUUAUAUACAAAAUAUCGAUAAACCUGUAAAGAUAUUUAGGGAAACUGCUGUAUAAAUAUCUGUAAGUUUUUCCUUUUAAAAUGUUAUGUGAGAAAAAGUGGAAUACCUUUGUAGCUGUAACUAUAUUUUGAGGAGACUAUUUACGUGAAGAUAUGUUGUCUUAAAAUACAAAGUAGGUCAUUUUUAUCAAUCAUUAAUAAAACUGUUUAGUGGUGUUUUUUCGCAUUUUCGUUCAUUUGCUGAAAACAGUGUUAGUUCUGACAAUUAUUGUCAUUGUUUGACUAGCACAAUCAAACUUUCUAUAGGAAAUAUACUUUCGGAGUAAAAAUACAAACUAUUACUACUUCUGUUUCUUUGAUUUUUGGUGUAACACUAGUUGUGAAAAAGUGUAGAGGUGCUGCACUAUGUCGUUCUUUUCUAAUGUAUAGUGGUACACUAAGUCGUUCCUUUGAAAAGUGUAACAAAAAAAGUGUAACAGUGCAGUUAAAUGUACACCUGCUUCUGAGAGGGUGACUAACGACACUCGUCUUGCACAGUAGCACCCAACCGAGUUUGACAACUGUUUGGCUGUCGGAUGUGUUUGUUUACAACAAAAUAUCUUUUUCUUUUUAGUUUAAUUUAAAUCUAAAAACUUUAAAAAGCUUUUAGUAAUUUUAAUAACCAAAUUACCUACAAAUUUUAAUUUAUUUUAAUUUUUUCUUUUGUUGUUUCUAACCUGACCAUAUUUAUAAUCGUAACUCAAAGGUUAACUACACUAGAACAUUCCUUUGUUUAGUGACACACCCAUGAUUUUCGUUUGACACUAGCCAGUGUGGUAUACACUCAACUACACUCAAAAAUGUUACACCAGAAAACAAAGGAACCGAUCUACUGUUAGAUCUAUGAAAUGUUUCAAUCGGUGGUUGAUGAUUAUUAGCAAUAAUCAAUUAAUUAGUAAAUUUUUCAACAAAUUAGCAAAUCGAAAGUUGAUAAACUAGUUACGACUCAUUAUACUAUACUCAUUGAAAGCACAAGAAUUCUGAACAUAAAAAAUAACAACAACCAACAUUCUCGACGUUGUAAUCAGCGAUCGUCGACUAUACCUCUUAUUUGAUCUCGUCCUGUCCUAGUUAGUUUAACCAUUUGUUCUAGACCGUCAUUCUCCCACCUCUGUACUGGCCUACCCCUCUCUUAUGUUCACACUGGCGUUUGUUAUAAAUUUCGUCUAGUGGAGUAGUUUUAUUAGCUCUUCACAGAUGAACUGCUAAUCUUAAAUUAUCUGUUUUUAUGAAGGAUAGUACAUCCCUGCUUUUUUAUUUCUUAUAUAUCUGAAAGUCAUAUUCUUGAAAUAAAAAUGUAUACCAUUUUUAUUCGUAUUACUCCGUGCGUAGAGUAACCAGGUGCAUUUUCCGUUGGAACUUUACCAAGCUGCAGACGGGGAUGUGAAUUACAUAGUGUAGAAUUCCUUCCCUUUGUCUUCACUGCAGCAUCCAUGUGCUUGCAAAUUGUAGAAGCCUUGGAGGUGUCACCAGGAAAGUGUACCAAUACGUUUUCAAUUUAAAAAUCUUUUAGUAAUGUUUUUAAUAUUUUCAAUAUUAUUAAUUUUGCUAUUAGGAUUGAAAACUACUUCAUCUUUCAUAUUCUUGAGUCUUCAUCGAUGUUUCUGCAAUAUAUGUCAGCCUUGGUAAGAUGAGAUUCUUAACAGUGCUAAUCCAAAUUAUCAUCUGGAAGCUAGUAAUAUUCUUCCUUCGGUCAUGAGUAAGUCUAGAUAUAUGUAAUUUGAAUUUGUAACAACCCAAAAGUGCAAUUCUCCAUCAUUUAAAAAAAAGUUCAUUACGUUUUAGGUCAGUGCUAGUGAUCAGCGUAUACUGAAAUUUGCCUUGAUUUAUUAAAAAUUAUUCCCCUACUAAAUAAUUCGUUUGGUCCUAUUUUCAAUCGUUGUUUCAUUAAAGUUUAUUUUAUAUCCUGUGUUUAUGACAUGUUGUGCUAGGGAUGACGUAUUCUCUUUUCUUUCGAUAGCAUUUUAAUGUUCUUCUCGUUUAACCUGUAUUCUUCGAUUGGUCUAUCCGAUGUACGACUUGUCCUCAUAAGAGAUCUUGUAUACUCCUUGAUUUUCCAACGCAAUUUUUUGCAAUUCACAUGUUGCCACAAUGCAGUACAUUAAUGCAACAUAACAAUGUCCACUCCAAAAUACAGUUUACCAUGGAACGGGAUAAUAAUCAACAAGCAAUCAUAAGGUUUACAUCUUAUCACUCUAUUGUACCCUGAUUUAAAAUCUUCGAAGACGUGGAAGGAAUCAAGAUUAAAUUCUUCCAACAUUGAAGUAAAUUCUAUGGGGAUAGUGUUUCUUGUUCCUUAAAUUAAUGUCUCAUAUUUUAUUUUGGUGCACUGGAAAAAAUAAUCAGGAUACACAUUCAUCCUAAGAAUAUGAAUAAAAUAAAAUAAAAUUGGAAAAUAAAUAAUAUAAUAUAGUCAUUUCUUGACAAGUAUGGAUCGAUUUCGUUUGCCUGUUCACAUUUCUUUAUUAGCAUGAUAAAGAUGAUCCUAGACUAAUCCUUGGCAACAAACAAAUAGACCCCAUAUCUUACUAAAUAAACAUAUUUUUGAGAUAUUUACUAGUUUGGUAAUGCUAUUACAAAUUUAUUAAAUUUACAAUUAACAAAAAAAAUAAAUUUAAACAGUGAAUCAAUAACAUACCUAUCUAUCAAUUCUUUACAGAAAAAUUACAAAGGGUAUUGUAAUUUGUAAUUAUUAUAUAUUUUAUUCAUUUUGAAAAUAGUUAUACAAAGGUGUUCUACGGUUUUCAUUCAAUUUGAAUUUUGUUUUGGAAAACGGUGAUGUGAAUUGUUUCUCGAUUCUUGGUAAAAAUAUUAUAAAUAGGAAAGAGACAGAUCUUCCACAAAAUUUUAGUUAUGUCAUAAUUUUAGAUUUAUUGCUAACACUUUAAUAAAAAUUAGAUUAAAAAAGCAAAGUGGAUAAGGACCUAUUAGAAUUACUCGGAUAUACGGAUACUCUAAACAAGUCAAAGAAAAAUACAAAAAGUGUGCCACCGAUAGAUAUUUAUUUACUUGAUAUCUGUCCGACUCUCCAUGUUAAUACUAUUAUCUAUAGUUGAUUUCAAUAUCCAAAAUGAAAGAAGCUAGGAGUGUUAUGAUUCACGUAUAAUUUCACUAUUAAAAUACUAUUGACUUGAUUAAAUUAUAGUAAUUUAAAAACUGCCAUUAUUAAACAUGUUAUUAAUAUUCAUCCUAUUGCUUCUUUCUGGAAUACGACGAUGCUUAAUUAAUCUAGCAUAUUCAAAUAAAUGUGGUUUAAGCCAGUACUAGAUCCUUCUAUGUGGGGCAAACACAGAAUAUAUUUUAUAUCGGCAACACCGCACCGCUUCGCAAAUACCUAUCGCUCGACGUAUUUUAUAGCGAUACUGCAGUGAUCCUUUUUACCAAAAACAAUGAUUGAGAAUGUCUAUGUUAUACAGUGUUGCACUAUGUACCUUUUUUAUUGCGUGCAUGUAGGUCUUCGGCAAAAGCGUUGCCACCACUUUGAUUAUAAACCAAAUAAAUGGCGUACGAGCGCAAGUCGUCAAACCCUCUGUAUAUGAAUUGGUACCAAUAGGAUAUUACAUGUUUCGCUAUGCCCUAGCUCGUCAGAUAUCCAGGGCAGGUACGAAUUCAUAAGAAAACGGUUUAACGAAUGUGUCUUCAAACUUCACGCCUCAGGUCAAUGGCUACAAAAGUGCCAUCUACUCUGAUGACUGGGAACUAAAACAACUGGAAUUAAAUUGGUUUUAAUCUUGUGUGCUCUAUGAAAUGUUGCGUGUAUGUAGGCGUUCGGCAAAAGUCUUGCCUUUCAAGCCAAAUAAACGGCACAAGAGCACAAUUCGAUAAAUCCUCUGUAUAUUAAUCGGUGGAUACCGGUCCUGGAUAUCUGACGAGCUAAAGCAUAGCGAAACAUGUAAUAUCCUAUUGGUACCGAUUCAUAUACAGUGGGUUUAAUGAAUUGUGCCCUUACCCCAUUUGGUUUAAAAUUAAAGCGUUGGCAAGGCUUUUGCCGAACGCCUACAUGCACACAACAUUUCAUACAGCACAAAAAAUUAAACUCAGCUUGAUUCUGGUUGUGUUUUAGUUCAUAAUCAUCAGAGUAGAUGGCACGUGCUUUUGGAGCUAUUCACGUGAGGUGUGAAGUUUAAAUACUUCAGACAUGAAUAUUUUGAAUUCUUCGAAAUGAGUGAACAAGUACACCUUACAACGCAGCCUAAUUUAGUCUCCCUAUCACAUUGCUGAGUUGGUAUGCAAUGUAUGAAGUCAAGUUAAGAAUUAAUCGAUCUAUCGAGCUUCGUGCUAGCAUUGGACAUAAACAGUUAAAUAUGGAAACCAUUAAAUUGCUUUAAUUUGUCAAAUAUUUCUUUCUGUACAUACACAGGUACCAUUGAUUUGUGUCAUAUUUCUUUAAAUUUUCCUAAAGUACAAUUUUCACGGGCCAAACACAUAAGCAACAUUUAGACUAAGCGAUAGUACAACAAAAGUUUCGAACUGUAUUUCUAUUUUCCUUAUGACGAGAAAUACAGGAGAACGAAACAACAAAUUCGUUAGAACCUGUUGAUCUCGUCUUUUCUAACGAAGUAACGAAAACUGUUGUUGAUUAAAAUAAUUAUGUUGUGUGCCCCACUUGAAAGCAUAGCACACAGCCUAUUGUUAUGUCUUAGGGCCAAACCAGACGGGCCACUCUGCAGCGCUACUUUGUCGAUUCACAGAGUGGCUGAAACAGUCGAUUUUCUAGCGCCGGCGACUACGCUGCGAAGUGGAUCGUUUGGAAGGGUGCGGCGUUUAAUUUAAUGGGUGAGAAAAACAGUAAAUUUAAUCAAAUGAUUAAAAACUUGCCGGCUAAUAUUUUUUUAAAAAGUGUGUUCGUCAGAAUCAUUGUUUGUAAUGUGCAUAGUGGAAUUAAGAAGAAUCAGACAAAAACAGCUAUAUCACAGAAAGAAGCACAUAAAAAAAUCAACCAGUACAUCUGGUAUCCUACAGGCGUAAAAUAGUUUGAUGCAACCUGACAACUGAGUGAAAGUGAAAAACAUGUUAGCUUGCAACCCCCUUUUAACUGAUAUCUUAUCGUUUUGUUUUCAACAACAAACAAAACCUUUUUUGACCUAAGAUGGGACCCCACUAUUUAACAUAAAUAAACAAACAAUAUUGUAAGUAUUUGUUUUGUUCAGUUCAAAUGCAUCCAAUGUAUAAUAAAAUGUAAAUAUAAAUAGAGAAAACAUUGCUUAUGGGAUUUAUUCUUUUCGAUAGGGCUACAUUCUUUAAAAUCAGAAACAAAUAAUUCAAAGAUGACGUCCCACGCUUUUCCUUUUAAUGCCCUAUAAAUAUGCCCUCGGGUUCUUGUAUCACAUAUUUCCGGUUUGUUUUGCACUUUAAUCAAAAACAGUUCCGGAUCGAAAUUCAUUUUAGGUGCUCACCCUAUAAAUUCUCGUAAAUAUCUGCGGCAGCUACAAAAGUAGUCCGUCUGAGUGGCGUUUGCCACUAGUAGACGCCACUAGCAGACGCCACUAGCAGUGAGGCUCGGCGACUGUGGCCGGCCAGUCGCUCGUCUGGGGUGCGACGUUCACUUCACAUAAGAACCCACGGUAAAUCAUCGGAAGCUGCUUUGUGGAUGCACAGAGUAGCGCUGCAGAGUGGCACGUCUGGUUUGGGCCUUACACGUGCACGUUUUUCACCUCCAACGCUGUAUACAUAAUCAUUUAUUAGCAAGAAAAAGAAAAGCAAUCGUCGUAAUCCAUUAAUAAAUUGUGUACCCCUUUAAUAAAGAUAUUAAUGAAAUGGUACUGAAAUAUCUAAUAUGAAUGUUGAUUAAAUUAAUAUUCCUAAUAUUAAAAAUUUGUAAGUGAUAAAUCAAAAUCAGUAAUUUAUGACAUAACUACUCGUAUGUACAAUGUUACAUUAAACCAAGGUAUUUUUUACUUUUGUUAAAAACUAUUUUAUUAAUUGUAUAUAAAAAAUCACUUUGCACAUUUCAGAUAUUUUAUUUAUUUAUUUUUUGUAAUAAGCACAAUGAAAAACUUGGUGGCAACGAUUCAAAAAUACACAAAUACCAAUCGAUCCUUCUAUGCUACGUUCGUUUCCAAGAUAAGCUCAGUUUCAGACACGUGAUUGAUGGGUGUGCCGUGUCGUCGCAGCUUGUUCUUGGAUAGAAAUUAAUUUCUAACCAAUGACAAGCCAGUGCCACCGAUUAGGCUGCUGAGCUUAUUUUGAAAACGAACGUAUUAUAAAGCAUCCACAGCGCUAUUUUUUUAAGUUGAAAAUGUGGAGAGAACAUUUAUUGGAAAGAUUCUACAUUGGCUGAUUUGAUGAGUUAAGUGUCUUCUUUAGAUUGUUCAUCUCGUGAUUUUCACAUAACUACUAUAUAAGAUAUUAUCUCUUGUAAUUAUAUAACCCGAAUUUAUAUACAUAUUGAGAAAUACAUCUUCUUCUGAAGCCAUCUUUCGAAAGUUAAAGUUUACUGCAGCUCUAAAAAAUUGAUUGAACGAGCAGGUAACACUUUUACGAAGUCCUUCUUCCUCAAAUGCUGAUUUCUUAGAAUAAUUAUAUCAAUGACAACUUGCAGAAUUUGGUAUUUUAUUGUAUUGCAGUUUUCUUGCCAUGAUUUAAUUGCUCAAUCUGUUUCUUUUGAAAGGUUUAAGUCGUAUCUGAAAUAAUUUAAGUAUUUCGUACACUUCUCUCGUUUUUAAUUUCUAUUUUUCUUGCCAUUAUUUAAUAAUAAUUGUUCAAUAUGUUUGUUUUGAAAGCUUUAACAAGAAUUUUUAAUUUUUAAUUCAUCGUAAGAUAUCUUCAAUAUUCUUCUGUAAAGUCACGUGUCGAAAACUCUCGCACACACUUGCUAGAAUGCAGAGUUCCAAUAUUUUCAAGAGGUAUUGAAAGAAACGAAUUUUUCCGCGAGAAGCGCAAUAUCACAUCAGAUAUGACAGCCAUCUCGCGAGCAAUGUGUCAACUAGUUAUCAAUCUUCGUCCCAGAUUAGAAAAAAUUUGGCAGCAUCAUCAUCGGCAAUCUUUCCUCGUUGUAAGUUGAAGUAUGACAAUUUUAUGUUCUUUACAGUGUCAAUCCUCCCAUCGUAGGGGGGAUGCUAGAGAAUCUGUACGGCGCGUAGGCAGUUUUGAACAAAAGAAGUAUUUAUUAGCACUUUUGUGUAGAAUGAACCGUUCUCUCAGAAAUAUCUCUUGAAGCGACCGGCAAUUUUGAAUGUCAGUUAGGCGCACGAAAUAAUUUUUUAAAUAAAAUUUGUGUCAACUCGGCGGUAAAAAUUUGAUAUCUUUUGAUCAGAGUGACCUAUCGACAAAAAUCAAAAUGCGUUUUCAAGAUGAAGAGUGCAGCUUUCGUAUGCAAUUUUUGCAUAUUGCCGCAAAUGAAGUUCGUUUUUACAACGCAGUUAAAUAAUGAAACUUUGAGCGAUUUUUGUCAUUUUUUACGAUUCUCAUGAGAUCAUUAAAAUUUAUCAUCAUCAUUUCUAUUGACCCAUCGCUCUGGAAUUUCCAUUGUUAGACCUUAAUCUUACAUAAGAAUAUGAGGCAUUUGAAAUAUGAGUAAAAAUGCUAAAUUUAAACUUUUUCUCAUUUAAACUUUAGACAAUUGAUAAUAAUAAUAUAUAAAAUCAAAAUUUGUCGUAGUGCUGCAAUCGUCGCUAUUGUCAUGCAUUCUUUGAAGAUUGGAGGACUUAUCAAAAUAUAAUAGAAGUUGAAAAUUGUUAAAUUUAACUCUAGGGAGUGUGAAAAAUAUUCAGAAUUGCUUAGGUAACCUAUAUUAAAAUAUACAAGGUGAUCCAUUUGAAAAUUUCCCUGUAUUAUCGGAAAAACAAUAAGAUCUGACAACAACGCAAAUACCAUAUGGAGAGCGGCCUAAUAUAAUUAUCUUAUUAUAGUAGGGGAGGAAAGUAUGCUAAAUGUGCAGUCACUCGAGCGCUUUGGCGACCUAUUGGGUUGUGAAGAGUAGCUCCUAAAACCAAAAAAAGUUAAGUAAAGUUUUCCAUUUUAGUGGGGACUUUCAAUUUUUUAAUUAAAUUUUCCAUUUCCAACAAUCGUUUUUUUUUUCGAUUAUAGGGUCAUCUGUCCAUAAUUUAAAAAAAUGUUUCGAAUAAAAGUUACUUAUUUUUACGUAAGGAAUUCAAAUCUGCAAUAAAAAAUGGGGGUUCCCAUGUAAGAUUCUAAAGUAACCCCCGAGGGGAGUCGUUUUUAGAGCCAUUCGAUAGAUUUUUCAAAAAUAUUGAAUAAGUGUAUUUUUCAGUUUUUCGGUGUGAUGUUUAUUUCGCGAAAUAUCGCGGGAUUCGUAUUUAAAAUUUUAAAUUUACCCCCCACCCCUCUCCGUGGAGAGUCGCGUUUUGUAUUAUUCGAUAGAUUUUUGAAAAAUAAUGAACACGUGUUUUUAGUUUUUCGAUCUUGUCGUUCAUUUCGCGAAAUAUUCGCUUUUUUCUUAUAAAUCUUUGUGACUCACCCAUUUCCUUACGCCCCGCUCAAAUCGUCAGAUUUGUGAAAUAUACACUCCUUUGCAUGUACUUAACUUACCUUAUCUUAAUCUGACGAUUUGGAGUUUUUCUAAGGAUAGAUUUUUUUUUCGGCCCCCCACUUAACGAACUCCCCUGCAUUAAGAGCCAAUAUAUGGUAGAACCCUUGUACAUAAUAGGAUACAAUGUUUCUUCCCAUAUAAUAAUCUGACGGGCUCGAGUAACUUCAAAAAUUCCCGCUUGGGCUCCCCUACCAUUAGUCGUAUCUGAAAUAAUUCGAGCGUUCCGUACACUUGUCUCACUUUUUCUUUCUAUUUUUCCCAUAAGUUUUCAUUGAUUAUACGAGCUCUUCUACUCGUAGUUAUAUUCCUUCCAUUAAUAAAUAUUAAGUAGCAAAAUAAAGUAUUAAAUAUUGAAAAAAUAGAUAAUAUCAGCACAUUUAAAAAAGUUUGAAUACUAAAAUAUGUGGUUACAGCCAAUUUCAUCGUGCUUAUUACAAACAUGAUUGCUCUCGAGCCAGGUUCCAUAAAGUACAAAUAUCUAGCCUAAUCCAUACACCAAAAGUACAUUUUGAUGGAAUUUUUGAGGCCAGACGUAACAUUCUUUAUUGUAACGUAAAAAAGCCAUUUUUUGUAUUAAUAAUAAGAAAAAAAGACAACUGACUGAUAUCAGUUUCCGAAAAUUUUAUAGCUGUACGCUGAUAAUAUUUUUCGAAUUUAUUUCGGCUGUGUGAAUGUCAAAGGAUUUAAAAAAAGCGUAAAAAAUAAAGACUAUGUUUAAAAUGUUACGUUAAUUCAAUAUGCCAUUUAUGCAUGUUCCUAGUUAUGUUUUCAAUUCCUGUACUCUUUUCUUAUUUGUUUAGUUUUAUAUUUAAGUUUGGAUAAAUGUUUAUAAUUGUUUAAUGUACAAAUUAAUGUCCAUAAUAGCUCCUCGGUAUUUUGGAUAAAUAUAGAGCUAUUUUUACGAGCUAGGUACAUAUUCGUCUUCGGGUCCCAACUACGCCACAAAGGUUGGAAUUAUUCUUCUUUUGUAGCGGUUUAGUUGCAUUAAAACCAUUUUUUCCUUUCGGUAUCAUUUGGUGUGGUGAUUUUUAUAGUAGAUCAUGCAUUUUUAUAUUAACUUAAAUAAGUAACAAAUAUUGCUUCGAAAUGAAUAAUAGACUUUCUCAGAAGUUUAGAUCUUUUGAACCUCACUAAGGGCCGGUUUUUCAGUGCUGGGUUAACCCAGAUUUUUCGGUCACCGAAAUUUUUAUGGUUAAUCAGUUUUUCAGUAAGUACUAGGUUAUCGCUUAAACCCGUUUAAGUUGACCAAGAUUUUAACCGAUACUCGCUAUCAUAGGUGGUUUAACUCCGAAUUUUCCGACAGACGUUUAUCUAUAUUUGCUGACAGAAGAGGUUAGUUAAAUGACAUUUUGUGUUAUCGCGGGAAAUAUUGUAUUAUGUAUUAUUAUAUUCUUGAUUAUAUCUUCAUCAUCAGAUGAAGAAUCGGAACUUGAAUGCAUUAAUCAUUUUUGUAAUGUUAUGUUAUUUGUUAUUUAUAAAAUAGGUUAUGAAAUUCUAUGUUGUUUAUUUUUCUGUCAAAAAUCUAUAGAAUUGCACAUCUUGGUCUAAAGCACUGAAAAACGAUAUAAGGGUUAAAAUAUUGGUUAAAAUUUAAACUAGGUUAGCUAACCAAAAUUUUAACCGCUCACUGAAAAACUGGGCCUUAGAGAGGCGAACACAUGUAUUCAGUUAUGUAUGUAUGUGUCUAAUAUAUCUAUCGAAAUAGUUAAACAACUCAUAUACCAAAUAAAGAUAAAGGGAUUACCUACUUGUCUAGAUAUGACAGUAGCUAUAAUAAUCCAGAAAAUUGUAAAUUGAUCCACAAAAAUCGUCGUUUGAGUGUCUAGAUGUGUCAUUGUAUAAAUCAUUCAACAUGCAGAAAGUUUGCGCAAAAUGAUGCCAAAACUUCUCACUUCAGAGCGCAAAUGGAAUCGAGCAUGAUUGGAUCACCCACCAUAUUAGCCCGAUUUAGUCCCCCGUGACUUUUUUCAUGUACUUCAAUACUCCAAUGUAAUGGGCCUUAAGAUAAAUACGGAAAACAGCUUUAUUAAGAGUAUAUUAUUGUAUGAGGCACAAUCUUGGAGACGGGAAGAAAAAACUUAAAAUCUUUAAAUAAAACAUUCAGGAAAAUCCUAAUAGUUACUGGCCUGAUAAAAUAGCGGAAAACAAAACAAGAGGAAAUAACAGUCACGAUUAAAAAAAAAAAGGAAAUGAAAAUGGAGUGGACAUACACCAAGAAAAGACCAAAAUAAUAUAACCAGACAGGCACUCGAAUUCCAACUGGACGGAAGAAGAAGAGGAAAAUCGGAUAAUAGCUGGAGAAGAAUUGUAAUAACAAUCAUGAAAGAAUUAGCCUCAGAUGAAGAGUUCAAACAGGACGAGAAGUAGAGAUGAGUGGACAAGUCUUGUAGAUGAAAUUUCGAAGGAAUAAAACAGAAGAGGAUGCGCUGAUCCAGCCAAUCGGCCAUCUUUUACUUUUUGGUAAGAAACAAGAGCUCUCAAUAAGGAAGGAAGAUGGUAGAGAGUGAGAGAUAUUUUUGCAGUACAAACAUUUUGUUACUGAUAUCCAACAAUGCGGUUUUUGUAAAUUGGCAUGGUAAAACAUGAGUUUAUGGGUAAGUUAUAUUUGCUGCGAUGUCAUUAUAUUUGAUUAACAAUAUCUAAAACUAGGUAAUUUGCGAGUUUUUGGAUAAUAUACAAAAUUUAUAAAAUGUGACACUGUGAAUAAAAUUGUAUUUCAUUAUAUAUUACUUAAUUCUAACAUUGGCAUAUUAUUUGUUCUUAUUUUAAAAAUGUUCUUGCCUGGAUCUUUUGUUGUAAUAUACAGGUAUUAUAAAUAUGGUGGGACUAUUAUGGACUUAAUCUCGUAUAUAGGGUUUUCUUGCCAAAGUUCUGAAAAGUAAAACUCACCCCAAACUCAUAUAAUCGAAAAAGCUUACCCUAGGAUACACUUUUUAUUGUAAGAAUACACAGUUAAUAAAAGUCAUUUAAAAAAAAUGUAUUUUCAGGUUUUUGUAUAGGAAAUCCUGUAUAUUUCGUGUUCGAUGUUUCCCUUGAAUUGAUAUUUAGAAAUCUAUAAAUGUUAAGUGUUAUGUAUAUGUAGACGUGUUUUUAGUACUUACUCUUAAUAAAAACAUCCCCUUGCGGGAAUAAAACUCGAGGGUGGACCCAACAUCUCAGUAAUGGUAUCAAACUUUUUAUUUAAAAAAGAAAUAAUAUAUAGGAGCAUUUUUCGCAUGAAAACACAAUUAUUAAAAAAUAUUCUUACUAAACAUUUCCCGUAUUAAAAACUUUGUAAAUUCUCUCUGAAACUACUCACAAAAAAGGAUAUUGUGGAAACGGAUUAUUAGUACAUUUCCAAAAACCCAACAGUUGAAAAAUUGGAAUCAACGAAGAUGUUUAGAAGAUCAAAUACUUACAAAAAGAAGAUUAAAUAGUUACAUUCGUAACGUUCAAUAACUUUUCUUCUGGUAAGUAUUCUUCCAAUUGUUCAUCUGUGUUAUUUUCAUCGGUAAUUAUAUUUUCUACACAAAAAUUAUGUUUGAAUAUUGUUAAUUAGACCAGGGCAUUUAGCACUAAAAACACCGGAAUAAAUCGAUUUUUAGAUACAUACAGCACCUCGUAACUUUUUUCAUUGUGUUCAGGAUAAUAUCAGGAAAAAAGUCUACUGUAGAAAAAUAGGUGGACAUGCAUAAUUGCAUUUUAACGUACAUAAAAUGCAUCCAAAAAUACAAAAACAUGUGAAAAUAAGAACCAACUCCUGGAGUACCUGGUGCCCAGUGUCACUCCUAAGGCACGUCAUCUAGAGUUUCGAGAGUUUUCGGUUACUCUAGCGGUUUUUGGGGUUGCUGAAAACGAAUACACCAUAAUAACCAACACCCGGAGCACCUGGUGUCUAGGAUCACGUCAUCUUCUGGAAUUUCGGCACUAAAUUGAUGCAAACAGAUUACACGAGGGAUUUUCGGGCUCACUGAACACGAAUACGCCAUCAAAGGAACACCUGUUGACCACGGUCACUAAGAAGGCACGUCAUCUUCUGGAGUUUAGAAAGUGUUCGGCCUUGAAUGCAUACAAAUAGAUUAACAGGCAAUUUUUGGGGUCGCCGAAAACGAAUACGCAAUCAGAAUUGGCCCCCGGACGAUCUGGUGCCCAAGGUCACUGCUAAGGUAUGUUAUCUUUUUAGUUCGGAGGGUUUUUGUGCACCAAGUGCACCGGGGGUUCUGAUAGCAUAUUCUGAUUCAGCGACCGCAAACACCCCCGAGUAAUCUAUUUGCAUCAAGCAAAUAUACGAGUCUUGGCAAUAUACAUCAUAAUUGUUUUAUGGAUGUCUAAAAGGAGAUGUUUAUAUUAAUAUUCAUUAGCUGAUCACCUCUCUUUACAGUUCUCGUAAAAUCUUAAUAAAUACGUAGAAUCAAAUUUUGUAUCAAUAGAUUUAGAUAAUUUCCUGUGAGCCAUACACGAUUUGUCUAGACAACCCGUCGAUGUCGACAACCUGGCUUGUUUCUUUACUACUUCUGGAAAAAACUAAUGUUACUUUUUUAAUAGUAUUUCUGUUAUUAUUUACUAAGCAUCCUUAGGUCUCCAGUACGACAAAAUUAAAUGAUGCCGAUACAAGGAAUAUUCUUAACUCGUUCAGCGCUCACACCGAUAGUGUGUCGGCACGAGGGUCUCAUCAAACGUGCCGACGACGCACGAGUGUUGGCGGUGGUACUGCGUUUCUAAAUAAACCAUUACAAGCUUGGGCACCUCAGUUGAGGUCGAACGUAGACAGCGAACGUAUUAAACGUAUAUGUUAUCAUACUUAAAGCUCCGUUAUGGCCGUACUAGAGAUCUGAGGAUGCUUAGUAAAUUAUAGUAAGCGAAACUGAUCGUCCGUAGUAGAAUAAAUUGAUUGUAAGUCUUUCAUUUAUUUCUCUUUAAUUAAAUUAAAUCUUCUUGACUGUCAUAGACGGACUCCUAAAAGGACUUAUGCGUCGCUGUUUACUGUGUCUUCCCAGAGCUUUCUUGGCUUUCCAACCGGUCUCUUUCCCUGCAUUCUAUCAUUCAGUACUCUUUUUGGUAGCCUAUCCUCUCCCAUUCUUAUCACAUGUCCGGCACAUUGCAAUCUUUGUAUUCUAAUGAAGUCUGACAGGGGUAUUUCUUUAUAAAGUUGAUAAAGCUCGUUGUUGCAUCGACUUGUGAAGAUUCCGUUUUUCCCUCACAGGUCCUAGUAUUCUCCUCAGUACUUUCCUUUCGAAUGUGUCGAGUUUGUUUUUGGAUGUUUCUUUCAGGACCCAUGCUUCACUGCCAUAACAUGCUAUUGGUCGAAUUAAGGUUUUAUAGAUCCUCAUCUUUGUAUUUUGGUGGACAUUUUUAGACUGAAGUAUAAAUAUGGGAGAGGGCAAAAUAAGCUGUUUGCCUGCCUUAUUCUCUUCCUUAUUCCUCCACUUCUCAUCGAUCGGCACAUAUUUCUACUCCCAGAUAUGUAAACUUUCAAACCGUUUCAAUGUCAUCUUCAUGUAUAAUGUUUUGUGGGACUAUAUUACGAGUACAUUUCUUCUCGUCUGUAUCGUUAUUUUUGACUUUUUCUGUGUUAAUUUCCAGACCUAGCCUUUUUGUUUACCAAAAUUAAAUCUAUAAACUUUAAUACAGCCAAGGCGAAGAGUUUCUCACUGUCUCUUAUACUCGGUUAGGUAUACUAUUUUAUUACUCCCUGGAUUUCUCCAAUACAUUUUUAAGUUAGUUUGCAACCUUGUUGAGCAAUAUCUCCAUAUCUUCGGGUUGAUAUAUUUACCUUACUGUUAUCUAAUAGGAAUUAGAAACAGAUCUGUAUAUGUUUAGCCUUAAAACAUACAUACAUAUAUUAUAUUAUAAUCUUAACGUUGAUACCUUAAUAAUACGGGCUUAUAUAUUUGUCCCGAUCUUAAGACUCGAAUCUGAUAUUUUGGGUCACCCGUUAUAUUAAAAUGAAUGUACUAGUCAAGUAUACUUAAAAAAGAGUUUAUUUUUAUUUACAAAUCACAUUUUAUUUCUUUGUUAUUGAUAUACAUAAUAUGUAAAAAAUUUGGACAAACUGUAAUUUUAGUGUUACGGUGUUAAAGACUAUGGAACAGCCUAACUGUGAGACACAACUGAUUAAAAACUUUUGAUAUCCAUAAAUACUCUUAUUUUUAUGUGUAUUAAUAUGUUGCUGUUUAUUUUGGUGGUUAUAUAUUUAUAUUGUUAUUACCAAUUGUUUUUAAAAUAUAUUUGAAUAAAUUUUGAAUAUUCGUUUAUUUGCAUUUAUACGUUUCACAGUGAGUCUGUUCCACUAAAACCAGUGUGCCAAAAUUUUAUUUGGCUUUGCAUUUCAGUCACUUGGUUAAAAAUAUUAAAGAAAUCUUUUUUUAUAAAUGUACUAUUGUUAAAAAUAAACAAUUUCUUUUCUCCCA